Molecule: messenger RNA, 19488 nt
Organism: Anopheles gambiae (African malaria mosquito)
Lineage: Eukaryota; Metazoa; Arthropoda; Insecta; Diptera; Culicidae
Product: serine/threonine-protein kinase tousled-like 1
Exons: 8
Coding region: 7716-12206 (1496 amino acids)
Biological process (GO): chromosome segregation; intracellular signal transduction; peptidyl-serine phosphorylation
Cellular component (GO): nucleus
Molecular function (GO): ATP binding; protein serine/threonine kinase activity
Source: RefSeq, a predicted model, not a curated record
GCGUCAUCUGCCAUCUGAUAACGGCAGAUCUCCGUGGGUGACGAGGUCCUCUCGUUAUCGAGGCGAAUCAACGCUACACGCUUCGCGUUCCUUGUUCCAGUAGCUUGUAGAGGCGCACAAGAGGACCUCAAAGUGUUCCUGGUGACCGAUUUUAUUGUUUCAUUUUUUUGUAAUAAGAUCGACAGUCAGCGGUGGUUGUACACAGCUGAGCAAAGCCAAAGUGUGUGUUUAUACGAAGGUGAGGGUUCGUGGUGUCCAGUGAUUGUAGUCACUCACCUUUUUAGACAACCGAAAUCCCUCCCCUGCGGGGAUGUGUCGGUAGCGAUAGCAAUCCGCGUAACUCCGCCCGUCAAGGACGGCAGAGCCCCCGCUACACAGAACGUCCGGACCAAGAUGGCAGUAAUAAAAUGGCACCUCUUUCCGUGUGCGCAAUGUAUGGCGGAUUCCCAAAACACGAAUAAUCAUACUGGUGUUGCGCUUCUCCGCAUGGUGGGUAACUCCUUUGGUGCCCACACACCGGUCAAACCAGCAGCUGCAGCAGCAGUGGGUGUCGCCGGGUGUGCCUUGGGGAAGUCACGAGCAGACAGAGAGCUACCAGUGCCGCCGGUGCGUGUGCUGUGUUGUGUUGGUCUCCAACGUUUAUGGUUUGUUUUGAUCUCACUGAAGCACGCGCGGCGCUCUCUCUCUCUCUCGCUAUCUAUCUUUUUCUCUCUCUCUCGUUCUGCGGCUCUCUCACUCUUGACAGCAAAAUAGUAGCUCGCUUGCACCAACACCAAUAUAUCGGCUCAGACAUGCUGCGUGUAAGGGCCUGGAAUGAUACGGAGCGGAUCGCUGGGUAUAUGUCCGUUGCUGCUGUGCUGUUGCUACGAACAUGACCUUAAAAGAAAUGUGUGCGCUUCGCUUGAUGUUUUCUGUUUGUGUGUAUGUGUAUAAAUUUGUCUCUCUUUUUUUUUCUUCUGCAACACAUUUUGAUACAAUCUCGCAAAGCAGCGCUAGUAGUGUUGUGGUGGUGGUGACUACUGAAUAAUGAUGGCAUUAGCUUACGGCACUCGCGUUUCAUGCUUGUUUCUUUUUGUUUUUUUUUGUUCAUUCCUUUGGAUCGAUCAUGGUGGCGACAUGACCCCGCAGGGUAUUUAUAUCACCCGACGGGGGUUGUUUUUACACUAAAACUAGAGCGGAAGGAAAACGGAAGGGUUUUGCAGCAAGCGCGCGCGGAUUGGUUUCACACACAUUCGUUGCGAAAAUAAUAACACCGCCGCCUGUGUUUGGGUCGUUUAAUUGGUUGUAACUCUGGCAGCUUAAUGGGCGCAAAUCUGCCAAGCGGUGAUGGGCCUGCCCGUUACCGGAGACGACGUCAUCGUGGACGUUUUUUUUUUCUCCAAUUCACUUGAGAAAUGGUAUUUUUAGCACGUAUAUCUUCAUGAUAAUGCUGGAGUUUCGAAUUUUGGUGAAACAUUUGGUUUUGAAAUGGUUGGAUGUCUCUUAACCAUAUCUCCUUUAGCUCUUACGUCGCUUAUCGCGAUGCUAGUUUGCAUUCGCACAAUUCGCAGUGCCUCAAAUCGACUGUUUUGAACUCCUACCCCUUUCCCGUAGGCCCAAAAAAGUACCAACUCAGACACACAGACAUACAGCGGUAAUUUCUCUCUCUCUCUCUCUUUCUCUUUUUCGCUCUCUUUGAGAGUCCAGAAGCAGCAAAAUCGUUGCACCGCGUGUCUCUCGAGACCAUCUUCGCUGCGAAAGCCUGCAAAACCACCUCUCGGCGGAAGCGGAAGGAGCUGCGAGGCGCAAUGAGAGAGUGUGUGUGUAUGUCUCCGUCUAAUAGGCUAGCCAGAUAGCAGUGUGCGUGUGUGCAGGUUUUGGGAAUGCUUCGGGUUCUCUCGUGCUCAGCGCUGCUUCACAACCGGCGCGUGACGGUGGAGUAAGCGACGUACGCGCGGUAUAUCUGAGGGGCGGAAAAAAAAAAAUAACUAAGACAAAGCUUCCCCACUAACGCUCAUUUGCAUCGGGUCGCCGUGCGCACACCCUGCUGCCCUGCUGCUGUGUGUAUGCAGCUGCGGCCGAACCUCCGCAACCUGUUCCCCCAAUGUUCCCCCUAGUCGCCCUUUUCGUCGGAUAGGCGUAGUCGCAGUCCCUGCACCCUACUACAAACUCACAAACACUCACGGCGAGGUGAGACUAUUAGUGCCUUCCGCUGUGACCGGCUAGUGCUUGGGAAGAGCAACCCUCGUCCACUUCCCCCACCCCUUGCCGGGUGAUGUUCUCUGGAGUUGGGUGGGGACGUUUCGUUCCGUGGUCGUUGGUCGUUAGAGGGGUUUUGAGAUUUGGCUGAGGAGGAGCGGUAAGGAAAGGAGAGUUUAUUUCGUGCCCGAGCACACUGAUCAAGCUAAUGAUAACGAUCCAUAAAUUAAUUGCCUAGUUGGCUCUGCCUGCGAGUGUGUGUGUGUGUGUGUGGAUUGGAGGUUUUCACUGGUGGUUUGGUGUGGUGGUGCUGCAAUCUCCAAUAUUUGCUUCCGAGAUUGUCCUACUAGUGUGUGCGCGUAAGUGGGUUGGCGGGGGGGCAGACGCUCAAGUUGCAAUCAGGCGCGGCAAGUAUGUAUCGAGAGCACAGCUAUCGCCACCCCCUGAGCAGUGCGGUGGGUCUUACAGCUCCCUUCAAUCGCAUUUACAAUUCAUACCCUGAUGGUCAACCCCCCCCCAGCUCCGUAACUGUUUGUUGGGUACACUCAAACUCACAGACACUCGUGUGUGUUGAGUGUGCCUAAAGGGUCGAAUCGAAUUCCUCGGGCACACAAUUUUCGGUUGUUUCGGCGGAUGGAAUUUGGAAAGUCAUGUGCGUACCGACAGCGGGUGGUGACUCAAGAUACGAUAAAGGUUGUCGGGAACCAGAUAAGAAUGGAUGGUUUUACGUCCGACCUGGCUCCGGUAGGACUUCGGGAGGUUAGGAAGUGUAAAAGGUACCAUGGGUAGACUAAAGAGUUUGUUGGAAGUAGUUGGUAGGAAGUCUACAUGUCAUUAACAAGUCUUGAACCUCUUAAACACUGUGAUAGCGUGGAUAGUUGAAUAUCAAUCACAUAAUCAAAAUGAAGAUGGCAAACAAUAAAAACGUUUUACGUCAAUGUUUUCUCACCGUCAUUCAACGACUCCUAACGUUUCUCCGUCUAAUGAAGAGCAAUAACUGAAACUGCUCGGGGUUAGUUCGCUAGUCUCCACCGUACAUACACUAUCAGAUCGAUUGUCUGAGAGCAUUGAUCGAUAUGAAGAGAAAAAAAAAAAAACCCUGAAGAAGAGGAACUAGAUCGAGGCGGCGGCGUGUGUCUGAGAGGGAGUGUGUAUAUGGUCCCACCAGGGAUUGUUGCACAAGUAAUCAUUGGUAUGCUUCACCGCUACAUCUCUCAGCUACAGUUGGGUAGCGCUCAAGCCCCCCUCCCGGGAAACCUUACUGUGUGUGCCAGCACUCGUUGCAUGGGAAAAAACGCGAAAAACUAAGGCAGAAAAGGCCUCCAUCCUCUAGUAGUAGGCCGCUCCGCUCGUGUAUGUGUGUGUGUGUGUGUGCGCGAACCGGGUCUAGAAGGUUUAUAACAGAUUGGACAACUUUCCAGCCGAUACCGAUGUUUGGUGUCUCUUUUUCCGCUCUCGCACGCGCACGUACGGGCUGGGUCGGCAAAAUGGGACGUCAAUUGAUCCGUGUGGCUGCCACCACCUCUCUGCGCAAUUGUGUCUGUGUGUUUUGCGUGUGCGUCGUUUGUGCCGGCCUCCCGCACCAAAUGAUCAAGUGACCAGAGCUCGAUUUUCAUUGCUCUCCUCGCAACGUGGAGUUUCGCAGCAAACGGGGUACUCACACUGAUGGUACACUUGAUAAAGCAAUAGGUAGCGGUUCCGAUCUCUGGGCAGCAGAUUUUCUUUUAAGAGGCCUGUAGUGUAGGCUCCAUUUGGUUGUACUUUGCUCCGCUUGCGAAUAAGCUGAUGCUCUCUCUCUCUCACACACUCUCUGGAUGUUUGAAUAAUGGAAAUUCCGAUAGCGACAACCUUGGCAUGGCAACAGCAUUAAUGUUCUGUUUAAACAGUAAUUUGGUUUUAGUCUUCUAUUCUUCAUCUCUUGAUAUAUUCCAGAACUCUGGAAUAAGUUUCGAACAGUGUUAAUGAAAUAAAACAGUGAAGUCAAACUUCCUGGGAUUCUACAGGUUAGAGAGACCUUUGUCAUUUGGAAACUAAAUCAAAGUAACACAUUGGAGAACAUCCAAAACACCAAGUGUUCAACUCAAGCUCUGAUAUUCUUUAACUCUUCUUAUAUAAUUUAGGCAGUCUAGCAGCCAAUACAUUGCUAAUGAUAAUGUACCAGACAUUAAGACGCAGAUGACAAUUGUCCAAUGAUGAACGAUCAACUCAAUGUCUCCAUACAAUCAAAUAGCUAAAACAAAUCUGAAUUAGGAACUGCAGCCAUACAGCUUCCUUGAUGUCUAAUCACUGGUAAGCCACGAAGGUCAUUGAUUCCAAAUGACCACAAGCGAUGUUUGAUUCAGAGCUGCCAUAUACCUUCUACAAGAUGCACAUUAGGCACACGUGCGCUUAGAAACCGCAAAACGAAAUGAUGGAAGAUUUGGCUUUUGAAGCAGCAUUUUUCCCUGCCGAGAGUUCGUCGACUUUCGAAACCUAUUUUCUUCGCCACCGGUUGUUUCGCUCACCAAAAACGCCGGCAUGUACUCGCUCACCACCCUAGUUACCGUUUUGCGGCUGCCAUUUUUCCACCAUUUCCGAAUUCCGAAGGAGACGACGAACCUUUGCCACGUCGUCGGAUCGUUCGCUGGUGGGGGCUGUUUAGUUUCAGGAUGGGCCUUGGAAACAGACGCGGACACUUCCGGCCAGCGGGUGGGAGCUGUAGCCCCUGUGACAGCUGUCAGUGAUGCAUUGUGGCGGCGCCUUUGCGGACAGCCUCCCAAAUCUCCCCAACAAAAGCGAUGGGGUGGAGGGGGGGGCGGUACGAAUAGUGCUAAGAAAGUUCGUAAUGAAAGUGGCCAUUAUCGUGUGCCUCUUCCACCCCCUUCCCUAUUAUAAACUGACUUAAAAAUACGAAGUGGCCACAAAUCGGCCGAAAAGAAAGCGGCGGACCGGCUGUAUCGCAUAGCCCUGUCCCGCGACCCACCUUCGUUCGCCAUCUUGUCGCGGUUUGUGUUGUGUGCGUCUGUGCCUCCGUCAGCCAUAUUGCUUCCGAUUGCGUUGGCCGACCAUCAUCAUCGCCACGGUAGGGUAUGGUGAACGUGUUCCGUUUCGGGGUAGCCUUCUGUUGCUAUUUUUUUUUCAUUCUAUCCAAUCCCCUUCCCCCCAUCGCCUCCGCUGCUGCCACACCUUUGCCCUGCCGGGGCUGGAAAUUGAAUUGUUUGUGCUUUUGCGUCCCCGCAACCGUAUCGCGCCGCGUUGCAUACAUUAUAGCACACAAGUAUCUCUUUAAACGCGACACAAAUAUGGAAGCGCACACACCACGGGUUUGAUUCACUCGGUCUGGUGGUGGCCCCCCCCCUGCAAAUGGGCCCAACCACUGCCUUCAGUGUGCGAGUGUGUGUUAGGGCACUCGGUGUGCGGCAGUUUGUUGUGCCUACACUUCGCCAACUGGAGGAGGGCGGCCCGUGUCCGGCGCAGAUAGGUUUGAUAGUGUUUUGCUCACGGGCUCACUGGGGGUUUCGCCACGAUCGCUCCACACCGCCGCGAGCUCUCCCUCUCUCUCUAUCACAUUCUCUCUGGAGCGGAGAGAAGCGAAAGAGCCUAGCACACAUAUGGAGAUUAAAAUUGCGCAAAGUGUUAAGGAUCAAAGCGAUGGCCCGAGCAAAAUGGGCAAUAAAAAAGGUCUCGGCGAGGAGAUUGUACGAUGGAAAGAUAGAGAGAGAGAGAGCCUCUUUUUGUGUUAUACUGCCGACGUGUUUCGUCUGCGGCGGGUGCGUGUACGCUGCUAACGCUCUCUCUCUCAAUUGAGCAGCGAACCGUUGCCGCCGUCUGUCCCGAACAGUGAUCGAAAGGGGAAAUUGUAGUACGCGAAACAUCAUACACAAUCCACACACACACACACACACACACACACACACACACACACACACACACACACAGAGCUAAAUCGAAGCCGAACGAUGCAGUUCAACUGUGUGUUUGUGUGUUAAAAUGUGAUAAUGUAGGUAUUUAAUAGAACCAUAUUAGGCACAUACAAUGAGUUUUUGUGAUCGGUUUAUUUUUCAGCCAUCAUCAAAUGCGCUUCCGUCAUUUUGUUUUGACAGUUCCCAUGUUCCCAACGGGCGCGCCUUAUCAACAGCUCGUUAUCGAUCUUAUCGAAAUGACAUAAAUUUAUAAAUUUGUAUAUAUUCGAUUGCUUGUUCGGUGAGGUGUGAUUGCAAAUGGAAGCAGCCCUUAGUGUGAGCAAACUAGCGCCACUGACCAGUCGGCCAAAUGCCGUACCAUGCUGGUGUUGGUGUACGCGUGAAGGCGCACGCCUGCGUCGCUGCGUGCUCGCCGCUCUCUGCGUUUUACUUUCUCAUUCACACGCGUGAGCUAGACAGGGAUAGGGCACAGACGUAUACACGCAUACACAGGAAAAAAAAAACAGGGGAAAUAAAAAUAUACAGCCUGCUAUAAUGAAAGAAAGAGAAACAAUAAAGGAGAGAGAGAGAGAGAGAGGGAGAGAGAAUGACGGUUGUGUGGUUCCGCACACGUUGUCAACCGGGUUCGGUGCUGUUGUGUUUGUGUGUAAAGUCAGUCUCGUCCCGAUCUCUCGGUGUGCGAAGAGAAGAGAAGCAGUUAGUCCAGUGUUGAAGUGUAGCCUGCCCGUGACGACGACGACGACGACGACGGCUGGUCGGGCACGAAAGGGCACCGAUUUUAUACAUCCAAGCCUCACAGCUCAGCUCUUCCUGCCUUCCCCCCCCCACUCCCCCACCGGUCCCCCAGCUGGGUUGGGAAGCUUGCGGCCCGCUUCCUCUCGUCCGUGCGGCGGUGUAGUACCUCGUGUCAAAAACAAUCAAACAGACAAACAAACAAACAAAUAACUUUAAUGAAAAAAAAAGAAGAAGCAGAAAGAAAUCGACAAGCAGCAGUGCGGCAGAGGAGAGGUGUUUGGACUAGUGUGCAGCUCGAGAAAAUUCACCCAGCAACCCUCUCUCGCCCUUUGCCACACCGCGCGCGUUAUCUCUUGUGUCUAUGUGGGGUUGUGUGAAAAUUCUUGUCUGCGCGGGCUUUACACGCUCGACAAGUACAAGUGGGUACACUACUGCAUGCUGUGUGUGUGUGUGUGUUGCUACAUGCUACGCCAAUUUGUCGCCAUUGAACAGGCCGUUUUAGGUUUUGUUUGUUGGUGGGUGCAAUAGACGCGUAUCAUGUAGGUAGCCGCAGUUGUCAAAUCAAACGAACGUCUAGUGUGGUGUCGAGCUCGAGACCACGGGAGCAACCAGUACCAAAGGGUGUGAAGGUGGUGGCGGCGGUAGGGGGAACCGCAGGAAAACGAUUUUGUGCGUGUGUGUGUAUUGUGUUGGCUUUGUCGCUAUUUGACGUAGUUGUCGCGCCUCAUCUCGAACCCGCGUCACGUUACCGAAACCGAGAGAGCGCGAGAAGGCAGAGGACUCUGAAUCUCGAUCAUCGUGCUCGCGUCGCUUCCACAUCGACCCGGCCAAAUCGUUUGUUACCGUUUGGUCGCGUACGAAGCGCACGGAGCAAAAGGAGGGAGCCAUGUUGUCCAUACGAUGUCGGCCGGUACGCAGCUGCAGAUGGCACCACAAACAACAAUAGUACAACAAGUUGGCCAAGUCGACCAAACUGCAUCACACCAUCACCAUACGUCGCAUCAUCUCCAGCAGCAGCAGCAGCAGCAGCAGCAACAGCAGCAACAAUCGCAUCAUCAUCAUCCGCAGCACUUUAACAGUGGCAAUCAGCAGCAGCAUCAUCAGCAGCACCAGCAAGUGGCAACGGUGCUGAGCUCGCACCAGCAGCAACAGCAGCAGACGUCGGCUGCCGCCGCGGCAGCAAUUGCCGUUGUCCUGGGCGGUGGCGGCAGCGGUAACGGCGGCGGCGGCGGUGCGGGCGGUGGUGGUGGAGCAGCAGCAGCAGCAGCAGCAGCAGCAGCGGGCAGCAAUAACGGCGGUACGGCGACGGGCAGCAGCAGUGCCAAGAGCAGUAGCGGCUCCCUGGCGGACGCGGCCCAGCCGACGACAACCACGACGACGACGACGGCCGGGGUGGCGGUAGCGACAGCCGGCGGCACGACGACGCCCGCCCUGCAUCCUCCCAUCCCCGUCGGUAGCGGACUGCAGCAGCAGCAUCACGCCCAUCACACACACCAUCACCACCACCAGCAGCAGCAGCAGCAGCAGCAGCAGCAACACCAUCAGAACAACAACAAGGAUCAGGACUCGAACAUGAGCACCGGCUCGUCCCACAGCGAUAAGGAGCAGGACGCGAUCAUGAUGAGUGCGGUGGCGGCCGGGCUGGCCAUCGGGUCGACGCCCCCCUCGGAGAAGGUGUCGCGGGCGGCGUCCGAGCGCAAGCGCAAGCGGAAGGCGCCGGACGACAAUGGCGGCCCGGGCGGAGGCGGCGUCGGGGCGGGAGCGGGAGGCGGAGGUCAUUUUCGUGAUAGUAGAGAUAAUAUAAAGGGUCUGCGGCUGACGCUGCCGCCCCUCAGUGAUAAUAAGAAGAUAAACGAUUAUUUUUCUAAACACCCGGGGCUGCCGGCCGCCGCGUCGUCCCCCCGCGUGUCCAGUAGCACUAAUAGCCCGUUAGUCGGUGGCAUCACCACCACGAUCACCGCGGUCGGCAGCGGGGGCAGUGGUAGCAGUGCCGCCUCAGCCGCCGCCGCCGCCGCCGCUGGCAACACUGCCGGCGGCAGCAACAGUAGCGCGUUAGGAGCAAUAUCCAAUAAUUCGCCGCACGUGGAUCCCGGGGGUGGCGGCGGGACGACCGGCAGCACCGCUGGCAGUGGUACCGGCCCUGCCCGCAAAAGCCCCAACCCGCAGUAUCCCAUGUACCCCCCUAGUCCACAGACGACGCCGCUGCUGCCGGUGGGCAGCAAUGGCAACAACAACAACAACAACAACAACGGCCACAAUGCCGGCGGCGCUGGUGCCGCGUCGGACCUGUUCACCACCGGCGGCAGCAGUCGAACGCAGCGGCAGCAGCAGCAGCAGGCGGCGGCGGCGGCGGCAGCGGCGGCUGCGGCGGCCAAUGCGGCCGUCUCGUCCGCGCCCUCCUCGCCGUCGGUGGGCAACAACCCGGCCAGUGGCAACAACGCUUCCGUACUAGUUCCUCCAUCCGUCUCGACCGCCAUGUCGGCGGCGGCGGCGGCGGCCGCGGCAGUCGAGGCGGCGAAACAGGCGGCCGCCACCUCCACCCCGUCGGCGACGACGGUCCUGUCGCCCAUCAUAACGCCGCUGGUCAGCACGGCGGUGGUCAGCACGACCGGCACGGCCGGCUCGGGCGUCUCGCUGCAGCAGCAGCAGCAGCAGUACCAGUCGGGUAUCGUGCUCGUGCCCAGCAACAACAGUACCACCUCGUCGCUCAUGCACCAGAAGCCAACGGCAGCGUCGGCCGGUCAGCAGAAGCAGCAAACCGGCGGCGGACAGCAGCAACCGGCGUCCGCCGGCUCGACGCAGCAGCGAGAUUCUCAGGCCCAAACGCAGCAGUCGGCCGGUGGGGCGACGAACAACCACCAGCUGGCGUGCAACGCCUCCACGCCGGGAACGGGGACGACGGCGCCGAGCAACUGCAAUGCGGCGGGGGCCGCCACCGCCGACCACCACCAUCAGCGCGUGACGCUCGUGUCGUGCAACACGAGCAGCAACAGCAGCAGCAAUGGCGGGGCCGCCGUCGCCGUCGCCGCGACCGGGUCGACCACGCCCAGCGGCGGCGACCUGACGAGCAGCGGGAUCGGCAGCACCAACGUGCCGCUGACCACGACCACCGCGGCCACCUCGACGACGAGCAACAACAGCAGCAUCGGGGCCGGCGCCCAGAACAGCAAUUCCAUACUCCAGCUACCGGGCGGUGCGGUAGUCACCACCACCAAGUCAAUUGGGCAGAAGCUGCAGCAGCAUCAGGCAACCACCACCUCCUCCUCCUCCUCCACCAACACGACCGGCGGGCAGCAGAGCGACAGCAGUAGCAACAAUGGCGGCAACUUUGGCAGCAGCAAGUUCGGCCAGCAGCAGCAGCAGCAGCAGCCGGGCGGCGCAUCCGCCUCGACCGGCACGGCCCCGACCACGCCGACCACGCUGAUGCUGACCAAGUUCGUGCAGACCGACCUGACGCAGGCGGACAUUACCGAGCGGGACCACGACUUCGAGAGCAGCCGGACGCGGGUGGACGAGCUGUCCCGGCUGUCGGACGAGCAGAAGUGCCAGCUGAGCGUGCACCAGAAGGCGAUCGAGCAGCACAAGAGCCAGAUCAGCAAGUGCGUCGAGGUGGUGAAGAAGCUGCUCAAGCAGAAGAGCAACAUCGAGAAGAAGGAGGCGCGCCAGAAGUGCAUGCAGAACCGGUUGCGGCUCGGGCAGUUUGUGACGCAGCGGGUUGGCGCCACCUUCCAGGAGAACUGGACGGACGGGUACGCGUUUCAGGAGCUGGCCAAACGCCAGGAGGAGAUCACUGCCGAGCGGGAGGAGAUCGACCGGCAGAAGAAGCUGCUGAUGAAGAAGCGGCCCACGAACAGCGAGGGCGGCCGCAAGCGCAACAACUCGUCGGCGACGGGCGGUGGUGCGGGCGGGACGGGCGGGGCCGGCGAUCGGGGCGGCACCGGGCCGGGCAGUGCGGGCGUCGGUACCGGCGCCGUCGUGGCGAUGGGCAGCGGCGGCGUGGUAGGUGCCAGCGCGGGCAGCGUCGGCAGCGGGGGCGGCGGGUCGGCGCUGCACAACGGCAACGACAGCACGUUCCUGAAGCCGGACCCGGUCGUCAGCAGCAGCAGCACGUUCACGCUGCAGGAGUACUACGAGUGCGACGAGAUACUGAAGCUGCGCCAGAGCGCGCUGAAGAAGGAGGACGCCGACCUGCAGCUCGAGAUGGAGAAGCUCGAGCGGGAGCGGAAUCUGCACAUCCGCGAGCUGAAGCGGAUACACAACGAGGAUCAGUCACGCUUCAACAAUCACCCGGUGCUGAACGAUCGGUACCUGCUGCUGAUGCUGCUCGGCAAGGGCGGCUUCUCCGAGGUGCACAAAGCGUUCGACCUGAAGGAGCAGCGGUACGUCGCGUGCAAGGUGCACCAGCUCAACAAAGACUGGAAGGAGGACAAGAAGGCGAACUACAUCAAGCAUGCGCUCCGGGAGUACAACAUCCACAAGGCGCUCGACCAUCCGCGGGUGGUGAAGCUGUACGACGUGUUCGAGAUCGAUGCCAACUCGUUCUGCACCGUGCUGGAGUACUGCGAUGGGCACGAUCUGGACUUUUACCUGAAGCAGCACAAAACCAUCCCGGAAAAGGAGGCACGGUCAAUCAUAAUGCAGGUCGUGUCGGCGCUCAAGUAUCUGAACGAGAUCAAGCCGCCGAUCAUCCAUUACGACCUGAAGCCGGGCAACAUCCUGCUCACCGAGGGCAACGUGUGCGGUGAGAUCAAAAUUACCGACUUCGGUCUGUCGAAGGUGAUGGACGAAGAGAACUAUAACCCGGACCAUGGUAUGGACCUUACGUCACAAGGUGCUGGAACUUAUUGGUAUCUGCCGCCGGAGUGCUUCGUGGUCGGCAAGAAUCCGCCGAAAAUCUCGUCCAAGGUGGACGUGUGGAGCGUGGGCGUCAUCUUUUACCAGUGUCUGUACGGCAAGAAGCCGUUCGGGCACAACCAGUCACAGGCGACGAUCCUGGAGGAGAACACGAUCCUCAAGGCGACCGAGGUGCAGUUCGCCAACAAGCCAACCGUGUCGAACGAGGCAAAGCUUUAUACGGGGGUGUCUCGCGUACCGGAAGGAGGACCGGAUGGACGUGUUCGCGCUGGCCAAGCACGAGUAUCUGCAGCCGCCCGUGUCGAAGCACAACCGGUCCUCCAAUGCGCAGAAUGCGCACGCCGGCGGCCAAAACAGCAGCAGCACCGGUACCGGUGCCGGUGGGGGUGGCGGCGGCGGCGGCGGCGGUGGCGGUGGAUCGGGCGGAUCGGGCGGGGCCGGCGGCAAUCAGAUCGGCCAGCAGACGUCCUUUUCCACCGGCAUGUUCGGCAACAUGAACCAGUCCAGCUCGUCUUAGCUAUUUUUCCACCACAGUAGCGGUGUGAGCAGCAGCAGGAAGGGCGGUGGGACCGCCGGUCCCGCCCUCCCACCCGGUGUAGCGGUGGCGGCGGCGGCGGCCGCGACACCUUCCACCUCCCUCGUGUCGGGCGCCUCUUCGAUCUCACCCUCGUCUCUGUCGGCGGUGGUCGCAUCCACCACCCACACCAACAACAACAACAACAACAACAACAACAACAACAACAACAACAACAACACCACCACCACCACCACUACCAAUACCACCGCUGCCACGGUCCCGUCUGUAUGUGCUUCCGCCAGCCCGACCCACCUGUCCCCGGGCUCGACGCAACCGCCACCGAAGGCAAGGGGUGGUGGGGAGGGCAACCAUCGAUCGGUGCUGCUGGUGCCACCGGUUCCAUCGGCACCGCCGGCACCGCAACCACCACCACCACCGCCACUGCCCCCGUCGUCGUCAUCGUCGUCGUCCGCCAUCGGUCGCGUGAUGAUGACAAACGGUGGCGGCGGCGGCGGCGGCGGCGACGCUAUCCAGCAACCGCCGAACCGGACGAACGAUCGCAUCGUACUGAUGACGGCGGCCGAAUCGGCCGCCGCCGCACCACCGGCUGCCAGCUUUUUCAGCGUGCACGCCAAAAAAGGCAUCAUCAUUCCGUCGCCCCUCGGCAGCCGCGCGGCGAACGGUCGGCGUCUGCUGCACGCCGCCGCCGAGGAGCUUGCGUCCAGCGUGGUGUCAUCGUUCAACCACCAGGCAGCGGCGGCAGUGCCGACUCGGUGCGGCCGCAAAAGCAUCAUCAUAAAGCAGCAGCAGCAGCAGCAGUCGCAGCCAGGCCAUCCUCAGCUCAACCUCACCAAUCAAUCGCUCCUGCUGCGCCGUCAAACGAACGCGAACAAGCAACAGCAGCAGCAGCAGCAGCCGUUGUUACAGCUGCAACCGCUAGGCGACGAACCCCUGUCCAACCACUAUCAGGUGGGCGGCGGCAACAGGAACGGUUGCAGCACUGCCAGCACCACCACCACCAGCGUUCUGCUGCAGUGCAACAGCAUCAAUCAACUCGCGGGGCUCGCCGUGGCGAAGGGGGUGGUGAAGCGCCAGCAGCAUCUACUGCUGCUGCGGGGCGGCGGUGGGGCCAGCACGCCCAACAGCAGCAAUAUGUUACUGCCGCCAGCGACGCCACCGGUUCCCUCCUCGUCGCCACCGCCCUCCACCAGCUCGUCCUCGAUUGUGGCGGCAGCGACGGCGGCAGCAGCGGCGGCCGCCGCCGCCCAUGCCCUGCUCGCCGGCCGACGGCACUGGCGAACGGAAUAACCGCCAGGCGCGCCAACUGGUGUGUGUGUGUGUGUGUGAGAGCGAGCUUAGAUUUGUAGGACUGUUAGGAGAGCGACAAAAACACACAUUCCCUCCCCCUUUUCACCCACCCGAACACAAACUCCAAUUACAGAUGCGACCCAGCGACCCAGCGAGAUGGUAGGUGGCUGCCCGUCGCCUAGACUAGACUCUAACCCAUUUGUAAAUAGUUUCGUUUGCCCGGCGUGUGUGUGAUGGUAUCGCUUGGGGUCGGUGUUGGUGAGACUCACGCUUACUAGCUAUCCUAACCCAUUCUCGUUACAGCCGCGGCACGUUUUCGAAUGUCGUUUCGAAGGGAGGGGGCACGGCCGUGAGCACGGUGAGCGACGAUCCUGUGUCUCCCCAUCCACCCCUCCUCCAUCUCAUAAUCGCCUUUAAGUGCCAAAACCCCCGCCCUGACCCGCGUAGAGCUUUUAAUUAUACAUAUACACACACACGCACACAUUAUUAUACCUUUCUCCGACUGCGCGAGCAAUAGAAUGUGUUGAGGAGUGUAUUUUUUUUUUCUUUUUUCAAUUUUUCAUCCAAAUGAGGUACCGUUCUUCGUGGAGCACGGCCUGUCUCUUGAUUUGCCUUCUUUUUUUAUUUUAUUUUUAUUAAACCGUCGUGUUUGUAUCUUACACCCACAAGUGUUCCGGCAGUUGCGCAAAGUGCAGUUUGCCGCAUUUAGUUUUUGUUCUACUUUUCCACUCCACACACACACACACACACGUUACUACGGUGUUGGUAAUGUUAACGAUAGCAGGGCAUUGAGAAGGCGAUAGUUUUGCAUCGUUUUUUUUUAAGUGCGAGUGUGCGGGAGGUCCUCAUGUAAAGCCGCAGCCGUUUUGUGCAGCUUUUUAAACAUGUAUUCCUUCUUUUUGUUGUAUGUUUGUGUUGAACUAAUAUACCUUUCCCCCCCCGGCAAAGCAAUAAGUUAGGCGAGAUGCACUUUAUUUUGUCUCGCUUUUGUUCCCGUUGACGCUGGUUGAAAUGGGCGCGCGCGCGCGCAUCGGAAGGAAACUCGACUGCACACGCGUAUUUUUUUUUUUUUGUAGCGGUAGGAUACGAUCGUUGCCGUAGUAAGCUCACACAAUAUCAGUAACGGUUGGCGAUAGGAUAAGCGGGGUGGCGCGAACAUACCAGCACAUACACACGAACCCGCUCGGGGAAUGACGACGGAAUGACCGUAUGAAUCCGCCAAUCCGCGGCAAGCAGUGUAGGCAAGCAGCAACGAACCUGUUGCUGGACUAGGGGUGGGGACGUCUCGGACACGUCUUUCGCUGCCGCAAAAGGGGGACGGUAGGAUGCGGAACUGUUUUCCAGAAGUUAGGAAGAAUUAAUUUUAGCGUUUCGCGUAUGAACGGAACGCACGCAUGUGCGUGCAACACGGUUCAUAGCACUGUGUACAGAAGCAGCGGGCGGUGUGCCGCAGGAGAAAGGUGUAGUUUUAAGUAAUUAAAUGUAACGACAAGUAUCUACUCGGAAUUAGGGUUUUUUUUUCUUCUUCUUCUUCUUUGUAUAAAUUGAAACGUGAUUGAACCCCUCCCGAAGGGGCCGCCAACCUGUAUCCUGUCCAAUCCCUGCCUCCUUCCGCGAUUCCCUUUCUUCAUACACACACACACACACACACACACACACACACACCUUCUUUCUCACGCAUCUCACCCCUCUACAAACUCCACUACUAAAUUGUACAGAUUUAAAAUAGCAAAGCACAGUGGAGGUAUGUAAGGAAACUCGAGGGAAAAGGGGGUGAAUAUUAGUUCCCUAGCAAAAGAGAAAGCGAGAAAGAAAAGGAAAGAGAGAGAGAGAGAGAGAGAAAGAGAGAGAGAGAGAGAGAGAGCGAGCGAGAGAGAGAGCGAGAGAUAGCGAUUUAACCUGCACGAGACAUAAUUUAAGCGCAUGAGAUAAAACAGUUUUUCGUUUAUGCAACUUCUUUUUUUUUUUUUAAUAUUAAAAUAUAAAUUCGUUUAAUAGCAGCCCAGCAGGUUCAUCAUAAUCUCUUGGGGGGGAGGUGGGGUAGGGAAGGGGAGUGCGCCUGAUGUUUUAGUGUAGCGCGCCAUUAGUCCGUACAUUGCUUCCCACUGUUUGACGACGGCGACGGUGCCGUUGUUUCUUUGGCCCCUGCCCAGCCUAAUGGUUAGCGUAACGUUAGCCGUGUGAGUGAUUUAAACGCGUGACACGUUGCGUGCAUUUCCAGCGUCCCUAUACAAACGAGGGGGGGAGGGGGGGGGGUCACGAAUUGCUAGGGUUGUCUUCAUCGUCUCGGUCGAAUGUGAAAUUUUGUUUGCCGUUUUUUACGGUACGGUUUCUCCGUGAUUGAAAAAAAAAUCAAAAAACUCUUAUCAUCUUGCAUGUCCAAGCCCGAGGGCUGUGUGGUGUUAACUACCAGCUGCUACAUGCUUCCUACAAAAAUACACGUACACACACACGCGCGCGCGCAUACACAAACGUGACAAAAAUUGAAGCAAUUUUGAUAACCGACAGAACAGAAAAAGCAAGCAGAGAGAUAGAGAGAGAGAGAGAGAGGAAAUAAACGCAAGAGCAAUGUCAUGAAGGGAGGGAAAAAACACACACACACAAGAAUGUGUCCGCCAGUCCGAAAGUGGAAGUAUGUUGUCCCACGAGCUUUAAUCCAUUUUGAACGACACGUUACGCUAAAACCACGAAAGCAAUAGGAGUUAGAAUUCCCUCGCUCACAGAGCUGCGCGUUUCAUUUCCCCCUUUCUUGCGUUGCGCUGGUCGAAUGGUUGGUUGAACGCUUGCUUGAAGGGCUUGCGCGCAUAUAGGGUAGCGACUAAGCGGCAUUUAUGAUAUGCGAACGCGGCUCAAUAGAAUAAAAUAAGUUAGCAGCCGCCCUGCCUGGCCGUUGUUGCGUAGUUGCGUAGUUUGUUUUGCCUUACAGCGCGUACACUCGCUGGCGUGGUACGUAAACUAUUGAACAGGCUGACCGCCACCUAGCGGCGAAGAAUACGAUAUUUUGUUCAUUUCAACUGCUCCACUGGUCAACUUUCGCUUUUCGGCCAGCAAUAAUCGGGCUAGAUGUUUCGAAACAUUGUUAAACACUACCACACACUCGAGAAACCGGUGCAGCGUGUGCGAAACCUCUGUUUGAUAGCGAAAUUAAAACGUUUUUUUUUUUUGUUUCAUUUUAUUUCCUUUUCUUUUCCCCUCUUUCACGUCUUGGCAACGUGGCUAGCUUGUCGUGUCUCGCUUGGCGCGCUCUAAACGUCGUCGAGCGGGGAGGGCGGUCUAUUGGCAGCUUUAGCAAACAAUGCAAUGGAACCCCCCCUCCCCCCCCGCAUACAGUGAGCUUAAUAUAGGCACGGGAAAAUUACCUGUAAAUUGAAGGGAAAAAAAAUCUAUUCAUAGGGAAGGUGAAAAGAAUGUUUUUUUUUUUUUUUUAGCCCGAUUCAUUUUCUUCUUAACGCAAAAUCAUGUUUCACGAUCUCAACUCUAUGCGUUAGGGGACUUUUGCUUUAAAUAUUUUUUUUUCUGCAGAAAGCGGUGUCAUCUGCAUCGCAUUUCGGCAUUGCUCAUUCGUUGUUGGAGGGCUUUCCCGCUAGCCAAACGUGCAAACAGUAGAAACGCAAACACACACACGCGCGCGCGCGCGCACAUUGACAUUGUUUACUGUACCCAUAAGCACGUGGCGGUUUAGGGGCGAAAGUGAAAAUAAAUAAGUAAAAGAAAACAACAACCAAAUUACCACGACGCGCGUCAGCAGGCAAAUGCGCGAAAUGCAACAUAAUCACGUGUCACACCCACACCCACACACACACACACACACACAUACAUUUAAAAUCAACAAGUAAAGGGCAAUUCCCCUUGCGGGCGACCCGGGAGGGUGUGCUUAAUCAAAGACGGAAACUUAAACGUACCAGAGCGGCAGGCUGGUAGAGGCUGCGUUAGUGUCAACAGGAGAUUUAUAAGGGGAAGCAAGUAACGAAAAGAAAAUCCACACCACAGCACACCCAACAACAGCCUAUUAACUAUUGCGCGUAAUCUUUUCUCAAAACAACACAACAACAACAACAACAACAACAACAAAAACAAAAACCUAAGCAAAAGAGGCGAACGCGAAUGCGCAACGGGCAGAGCCGAACUGUAGGAAAUAGAGGAAUCACAACAUGCUCACUUACCUUAGCGAAUAAAGAAAGUAUCAAACUUAGUGGUUACAAUCAAAUGCAAAAAAAAAAUAACAACACACACACACACACAAUAGUACAUUCAAUGUGGGAAGAUUACACAACAACAAAAAGAAGUGAAAAAAAAACAUAUAAAAAAAAUCUGAAACAAAUUCAACCUGGCGAAUACGUAUGUGUGUGCGCGUGUACCAAGGGUCUGCAGGGCAAGUAGCGUAGUAAAAGAGAGAGAGAGAGAGAGAAAGAAGCAGGACACACGGAAGGAAUAUCUAGGAAAAAUCGUUACCCAAAACCGGGCAAGAUCGAAAAACACACACACAAUGCCGCACUCUCACUAAAGGGCCAAAAACAAAAAAAAAACUGGUUAAGGCAGAGCAACUAGAGCAAGACUUAAGGAAAAACAAGUACCGCGAAGCGAGAAGAAACCCCCUCACAUGGCCCCCACUGUAGGCAAAUGGGGGGAAACACGCGUGGACGACUGGAAUGAAGCAAACGAUGAUGCUAUAUAGCUAGGGAGAUGCGUUUAGAGGGACGUUGCCGAUGUUGGGGUAACGGGCCGGCACCGAUCAGUAAGCCACUGCGCUUUUGCUCCAAACUGUUUUGCAAUGCAUCGGGCAAGAGAGCGAGGCACGGCUCUGGUGUAAAGAGAUGACACAAAAACACACAGCACACACAUGAACCCCCCUCGUAAUGGUUUGCGGGCAUCGUUGCAAGGGUGGAGAGCGCGUUAAGAAGGAAGGAAAAAGGGAAGACGCAGCGAGUUUUAAAUGUGUAUAUUUAAAUUGUCAAGACUAGCUGUGGGGGUACGAGAGCGGGAAGAGGAGCGCCUAAGCGCGGGUGACCGGCCGAUUGGAAUGCAAAAAAAAAAAAAAAAAAACGAAAUAGGAAGUCAAAAAGGGGGGAAAGAAAAACCAACCAGGCUUAAGAAAUUAUGAUAAUGAUAAAUAAACUAUUACUGUAGCAAAACCCGUACGGCGGGGAAACCGUGCGCAAAGCAAGGAGGGGGGGGGGGACCGUGAGUGGGGUAACUCGCCCCGUCUCGCCCCCCUCCCCGCUCACCCUUUUCUGUUCGGCACUAGGCAGUGUUAAUGUUAACUCAGCUAAGUAAAUACCGCGGUUCUGGAUGGAGCGCGCGCGUGUGUGUGUGUGUGUAUGCGCCCUAUCCCCCCCGUUUCGUGGGGGAUGGGAGUGGGGAGAGCAGUGGUUAGGUGACGGGGCGCUACUACACUACUCAUCCCCGAAGGAAAGUUGUGCUGUGUUGGAAUAAUAAUAAUAAUAACGAAAAAAAAGAAACAGAAACAAAGGCAAAAACCAGCACUUGCAGCAAAAAAAGGGACGAAGCCAUGCGGAUAACCAAGCCGCACAGUGCAGGGGAGGUAGGGCAGGAAAAGCAACAAAAAUGCGUAAGAAAACUCAGCAAACAGCGAGGCGCGGUGUGAAAGCCGGCGAAAGGGGAAGAAGAGUGGGGAGACAGAAAGCGACAGAGAGAUAAAACAACAUUUAAUAAAUUUAAAGUAAUAAAUAUUAAAAAAUGGAAAAAAGAGAAGGAAACUAUUGAUUAGCUGAAGCAACAAACAAACAAACAAACAAACAAGCAGAGGAAAAAAAUCACAGACAGAUACGCCCGCUAGCGCGCAAGGAGAACACAGGAGAAGGGAGGCAAACGGAAAACAAGAGACACAGCGUGGGAGAAGCAUGGAGAGCGAAAACAAGCGAAUACAGAUAAAUAAUUAUAAUAAAUUAUUUAAGAUAUGAAAAAAUCUUCUAUAUGUAAUAUUAAUUAUUAAAAAAUUGAAAUAAAAAAAAAUAAAUAUUUAAAAAAUACCAA